Molecule: messenger RNA, 1626 nt
Organism: Pipistrellus nathusii (Nathusius's pipistrelle)
Lineage: Eukaryota; Metazoa; Chordata; Mammalia; Chiroptera; Vespertilionidae
Source: the annotation of a GenBank genome assembly
AUGGCGGCUUCGGCCAGCGGCGGGGGCUCCGCGGUGUCGGUGCUGGCCCCGAACGGGCGGCGCCACACGGUGAAGGUGACGCCGAGCACCGUGCUCCUGCAGGUGCUGGAGGACACAUGCCGGCGGCAGGACUUCAACCCCAGCGAGUAUGACCUGAAGUUCCAGAGGAACGUGCUGGACCUCUCUCUGCAGUGGAGGUUCGCCAACCUGCCCAACAACGCCAAGCUGGAGAUGGUGCCCGCGUCCCGCAGCCGCCAGGGGCCCAGGAACACGGUCCGCAUCGCGCUGCAGCUGGACGACGGCUCCCGGCUGCAGGGCACCUUCUGCUCCGGCCAGAGCCUCUGGGAGCUCCUCAGCCACUUCGCUCAGACCAGGGCUUGUCUGGAGCAGCCGUGGGAGGCCAGCCCGGUCUGCGUGUACAUGAGGGGUGAGGUGACCGGGAGAGCCGCCUUGCAGAGCACGACGCUGCUGUCCCUGGGCCUCACCGGGGGCAGCGCCAUCAUCAGGUUUGCCAUGAGGUCAUGCGACUCGGCCGCCACGCAGGAGCCCGGGGGCUCCCGGAGCAGGGGCCCGGCCAGCCCCACCCCCUCGCUGUCGGCCGAGCAGGCCGCCGGCAGCCCGCUGCUCCCCGUGGCCUCAGGGGGGCUCAGCCAGGGCGACGUGAGCCGCCGGGACGAGGCGGGCCCCUCGGCGGCCGGCCGCGCUGAGGACCCCCCGGCCAAGCACAUCUCGGAGGAGCCCACGCCGCCCGCCUUCGUGCCCUUCUCAGGCGGCGGGCAGCGCCUGGGCGGCCCCUGCGGGUCCUCGCGGUGCCUGACCUCCCCGGCCGCCAAGCUGCCCAAGUCCUUCUCCAGCCCCGGAGGCCCCUCCAAGCCCAAGAAGUCGCGGCCCCCGCCGGAGCCUGAGCCGCCGGUGGACCGGGACCCCGUGGUGUGCCACCCGGACCUGGGGGAGCUGCUGCAGGCCUGGCCGGCCGAGCUGCCCGACGAGUUCUUCGAGGUGACGGUGGACGACGUGCGGAGGCGCCUGGCCCAGCUCAAGAGCGAGCGGAAGCGCCUGGAAGAGGCACCCCUAGUGACGAAGGCCUUCAGGGAGGCCCAGAUGAAGGAGAAGCUGGAGCGAUACCCUAAGGUCGUGCUGAGGGUGCUGUUCCCCGACCGCUACAUCCUGCAGGGCUUCUUCCGCCCCAGCGAGACAGUGGGGGACCUGCGGGACUUUGUGAGGAGCCACCUGGGGGACCCUGAGCUGCCCUUCCACCUGUUCAUCACUCCUCCAAAAACCAUCCUGGAGGACCACACGCUGACCCUCUUUCAGGCAAACCUCUUCCCGGCCGCCCUGGUGCACUUCGGGGCCGAGGAGGCAGCAGGUCUCUAUCUGGAGCCCAAGCUGCUGGAACACACUGUCUCCCCAUCGGCAGCCGACGUGCUGGUGACCAGGUGCAUGUCCAGGACCUCCGUGACCCCGUCCCCGCUGCCAGCCCCUGACCCCGUGCCCCUCGAGUCGGAGGCAGCUGCCGAGGAGGGUGCCAGGGCGCCCCCUGAGCCCAGCCCUGGGGCAGUCCAGCCCCUGAGGAGGGACCUGGGCAAGGUGCCCAAAUGGCUAAAGCUGCCAGCCAGCAAGAGGUGA